AUGAAGCUCGAAGUUUUCUCCGCGCAUCACUUUGCACAAAAGCCAAUGGAGAUGUCUCUGGAUGUGGAAGGAAGAGUGCCGUCCCCUCUCUCCGGGGAUGAGUUGGGGUCAGACGGGGACUGCGUGGCCAACAGCCCGGCACCUGUCACCUGCCAGGCUGGAGACGGCGGUAAGGGAAAACCCUACACCCGGAGACCAAAGCCUCCUUACUCUUACAUAGCCCUGAUCGCCAUGGCCAUCCGGGACUCCGACAGCGGCCGCCUGACUCUGGCUGAAAUCAAUGACUUUCUGAUGAAGAAGUUUCCCUUCUUCCGCGGCAGCUACACGGGCUGGAGGAACUCCGUGCGCCACAACCUGUCCCUCAAUGACUGCUUUCUCAAAGUUCUCCGAGACUCCUCCAGACCCUGGGGGAAGGACAACUACUGGAUGCUCAACCCGCACAGCGAGUACACUUUUGCGGAUGGUGUGUUCAGACGCAGGAGGAAGCGCAUCGCGAAGAGGCCAAACAAAGAGGACCUCCCGGACCUGACUGAGGACGAGUCCCAGCGCAGCCUCCUCCGCGGCGCGCAGCAGGAGGACAGGGUCAAGUUCUCCAGCUCCUUUGCCAUCGACAGCAUCCUCAGCAGACCGUACAGGCGCCGGGAGGAGGCAGAGGCUCAUGGGAACUAUGGGGCCAGGCUCUAUUGGCCCCCAGGAGCCCCUCACAUGCUGCCGUGCGCUCUGAACUUUAACUACCUGCCAGAGGCGCGCGUGGAGCCCGUGCACACGCAAGUCGUGCACACGCAGGUCGUGCACGCCUCGGCCGAGGCCAGGCUGCCCAGCAAGACGCGUAGCUUCCACAUAGACUAUCUGCUCUCGUGA
Knipowitschia caucasica is the source of this 861-nucleotide messenger RNA. NCBI's taxonomy places the organism in Eukaryota, Metazoa, Chordata, Actinopteri, Gobiiformes, Gobiidae. The record is from the annotation of a GenBank genome assembly.